Molecule: messenger RNA, 2735 nt
Organism: Ooceraea biroi (clonal raider ant)
Lineage: Eukaryota; Metazoa; Arthropoda; Insecta; Hymenoptera; Formicidae
Source: RefSeq, a predicted model, not a curated record
CGACGCGCGCGCAAAACAUACAUAUAUAUAUACACAUAUUUUUUUAUUACACACAUACACGAAAUAAUAUACAUAUACUCUAGAUAUCGCGAUAGUAUACACGUCAGUCGGCCUCCAUAUAUCACGCUCACGAGCUCGCGCUCGCGCGCACGCACCCGCGCCCGCGCGUCAUCGCCUCGGAGCUACGGCGCACAAAGCGCAUCGUCGGUUCCUCGUUCCUCGCGCGUCCAUUCGCGUAUUUUAACGCGAGUUUUGCUGUUGUGCUGGUGCCUCGGUCCCUGUAGCUACGUUCCUUCUCUCUCUCUUUCCCUUUCUCCCUCCGCGGCAUACCAUAUCACCGGAGAACACUGUGCGUGCCCUGCACACGAUUGCACGCAGGUAAAACGACACAUUUUCUUCCGCUUUGUCCGUACGGGCGGGAGUAUAGAGCGUCCCGUAAAACAGCUGUCUGAAACAACUCAUCUGUCUCUCACCUUCUCCGUCGUACCUGCAUCGUCGUUGCCUCUAUUGUGCGCGUCGUGCCGCGUGCUGUGCGUCUCGCUUCCACACGUGCGUCAUUGCCUGUUCCUCUCGUUCGCCUCUCCUCCCCCCGGCUCCCCACUUCUCGGUUCUCUCGGUGGCUUUCGGCCGGCCGAGGCCAGCGCAGGCUCGAGGUAAACCCUCGACGAAGCGCUCGCAUUCGUCGACGCGAACUCUCCCUUGGUUGUCACGCGCUAUUAAUAUUCUCCGGCUCGUCCACCAGUCGUCUUCCGAGAGUGCGAGAGAACGUGUCAUGCUCAUCAGCUAGACGCGCAUCCGACUAGAGACGGUAACUACGAAAACGGAGACGACAACAACGAGGACGACGAGUCAUGGAGCAGCUAGCGAACGCAAUUUCGCGGUGGGUGCAUCCCCGCGAUUACGACAACGACGUCGCCGCGCGUCGUCCGCUCGAACCGUCGUCACUCGGCCAGGAGGCCGAGUCGUCACACCGUCCUCGUGAUUCCAUCGAGGAGAAUAACGAUUACGAGUGCCACAGCGAGUUUUGUCGAUAUUGCAACGCCUUGGAGAAGAGCUUGCUUUGGGAAGGUUGUUACACCGUCUUCAUCAACGUCUACAUAUUGCUCCUGUUCAGCGUAGUAGUCUGGGCUUACAAUGGACUAGGGAUGCCGCAGAUGCCCUUUGGUAUCAUUACCGUGUAUGUUAUUAUUCAAAUGAUGGUCGUGUACAAAGUAAUUAACACGCUAGCUCCAGCAGAGGAGCAUCCGAAAGUAUGCUCUAGGCUUCACUCCGUGUGGAAGAGACUGGGACAGUUGCGAAACGAGCGACGGGAAAUUUAUCAGUUCCUCCUUUGUUCCGUGGCAAUCGGCCUAUGGCUUUUUGGUCGCAUAAGCUCAUCGAGCAGCCGAAACACGAUAUACUGGAGCAUCAUAUUUGCUCCGCCUGUACUGCGACUACCGUUAAGAAUAUCCGAGAUGAUAACAACGUACCUCAGAUCGCACGGAGAUUGGAGGUGCGACAGCGACAUCGAGGAUGAAUUUUUACCAGUGGUGACAGAAGCGAAUCUUCAAGUAUUGAAUCGCGUGGGAGAGACUGGCGAUCGUUCGCCGACACCGACGCUGACGAGUGCAUUGUGGGACGAUUUUAACGGUCCUUUAAACGACGAGGAUCUCGUGGAGGGACUGAACAUACCCUCGCACGAGGAGGGAAGUACCGACGGUGUGGAACUCUCGGAAUUGGAGCUCAGUGUCAGCGAAAACGACGCCGAGGAGAACGACAUGAAAUUCCAGGCCGGCCACUUUGAGAAGAGUUCCUCUUCGUCUUCCGAGGAAGAGAUCUUGGACUCUAACAAGAUCAGUGCCGUCAGCAGCGACGAGAGUAAUGGCGAUAGCGACUUUGAAAUAAUCGACAAGGAAGAAGUAGCAAAGAUAAAGAUAUGAUGAAACCCGAUGACGGUGCGAUAUUAAUAAAAUUGAAAAUUAUCCGCGCAAUAAAAUUCGUACAUGUAAACACGUCCUUUUAUUUAGCUGCAAACGUGAAAAUACCCUAUUGGUUAAUUAACGAUUUGAUCGAUUUGAUGGUAAAGAGGUUCGCUCAAAUCGCGAGGAAAUUCAACUCUGCCAGCAAAAUUAAGUCAAACGAACGAAAUGAUUUCUUCGUUUGUUACUCUUGUCUCGUUUCAAUCGCGAACACGAACGCGCAAACGCGCGAUAUCGUAUCGAGUAUCGAUCAGGCGAUCUAUGCAAAGAUCGAAAAAAGGAAAACAGAUUUCUUCACUUAACGAUAGUUGUGUAUGUACAAUACAUUUGAUGGUAUUGGAACAUCGUGGACGAUAAAUAGGCAUAUGUACAUUUGCAAUGUAAUAAAUAUGCACAAACGUGUACAAACACUUGAAUGAGUCAGUUUACACGUUUGACCUAAUUGCGACGAAUAGCAGUGACUAUGCGACAUUGCUGCGUGAUGUGAGAAUGUGCGAAAGAAAGAGAAAGAGAAAGAGAGAGAGAGAGAGAGAGAGAGAUGAUCAAUAGAGGCUGCACUCUUUGGUAGCGCGAACAAACGAUUAGACGUGUAAGAAUGUAUUAUAUUGUAACAUGUGUCUGCAAGAUGUGUAAAAUAGGAGAUGUGCGCAAGAAGGUAUCCGAUGAGGUGUUUGUCGAGUCUGGCGCGUUUUGUAGAUCAUUUAUAAUUGGUGUUGUCAUCUUAUUCUUGUCUACGCAUCUCUACAUCUUUUAAAAUACACGAAACAGAUACAAAAA